AAAUUUUUACAUUUUCAUCAGAUGAUCUGUGUGCUUCUGUUCUGUGCUGCUUGCUGUUGUCUGGACUCUUGCUAUAGUUGCCAUAGCUGUACCAGUUUUGAAUUCUUGUACGGGUUAUACUCUUUGUGAUCGUUCUUAAUUAAAGGUUACUGAAAUUACAACUUAAUAUCGUGAGAGAAUACUAGUUAUACUCGUUUUAAGUGCUGCUGUUUCUCCUCAGGUUAUCACUUUUUAAUGAAACACUAAAUUGGUGGGACAAAGUUGAAGAGGCGUUUCCUAGAGGCUGAAAUGGUCAUGGAUGUUACUCCAACCCCCCAGUGUGUGGGAAGAGAGUUUGUGCGACAGUAUUACACGUUGCUCAACAAGGCGCCCACUCAUGUGCACAGAUUUUACAACAACAACUCAUCAUUUGUUCAUGGGGGUUUGGAAGCUUUCAAUCGAGAGGGGAAACCUGCAGUUGGCCAAAAGCAGAUUCAUCAGUGUAUCCAACAACUCAAUUUCCGAGACUGUCAUGCCAAGAUCACCCAGGUGGACUCGCAGGCCACUCUUGGCAAUGGGGUUGUAGUCCAGGUUACUGGAGAAUUGAGUAAUGGAGGACAACCCAUGCGUCGCUUCACCCAAACCUUUGUUUUGGGUGCACAAUCGCCCAAACAAUAUUAUGUACACAACGACAUCUUCCGCUACCAGGAUUUGGUGUUUGGGGACGAAGAGGCAGACGCAGAGUCCCACCAUUACGAGGCAGAUGAUGAAGAGUCGGAGCAUCCGCCUCAACCAGAGAUCUUGCAAGUGCAGGCAGUAGAGCAGCAAGCUCAGUUCUACGUGAGUGCUCCUCAAAUACCAGCUGUGAACGGGACUCCCCAUGUAGAGGAGCCUCAGGUUCCUGCCCAGCCUCUGCCACAGGCCCCGCCACCUCCUGCCCCCACCACCCCUACUUUCGAUAUCAUCUCUCAACCGCAUGUGGCCUGUGGAUAUCAGAGUGAGGAAUGUGAGCCAGAGCCAGAGGAGGAAUUUGUGUCCGAGGAGGUGCCAGAGGACAAACCGGUUGAUGACUACAACACAGUUACGGAGCAGGAUCAGCCAGCUACAGAUAAUAUUUUAUCUAAUGAGCCCAAAACUUACGCUUCCACUCUGGUCAAGUCUACUGGCGGCGGAUCAUCAAACUUCAAUACCAGUCCGAAUGCACCUUCCAAGUCUCCACCUUCACCACCGCCAUCCAUGACAAGGCUAGAGAAUCGCAACAACGAGAUAAAUACAACAGGAGGACGGGGUGGCAUUAGAUCACAGCGGGGCAUUCCCAACAUGAGAGGCAUGGGACGGGGGGGAGACAUGAACCGGCCUCCUAUGUCCAGGCCGCCUGUCGAGGAUAACAGGGACUAUGGAUACAGAGACGACCAAGGGCUCGAUGGAGAACGCAGGAGACCCAUCAACACCCAGGCUCAGUACCCUGAUGAUCAUCAGCUGUUUCUUGGCAACCUUCCCCUCAACGCCUCCGAAAAUGAUCUCAGGGAGGUUUUCAAGGAAUUUGGCAACAUCGUGGACUUGAGGAUAAUGAGCAAAUCCAACGUGAAGGGUCAGAACGGCAACAAGGUUCCCAAUUAUGGCUUCAUCAUCUUUGACAGUGUGCAGACAGUCCAGCAUGUUCUCAACUCUAGGCCAAUCUUCUUCCCUGGCGACAUGGCAGUUAAACUCAAUGUGGAGGAGAAGAAGACGAAGCCCAGGACGGACAGUGGGGGCCGUGGCGGUGCCAGGUCUGCUCCCAUGGGUAUGCGGGGCUCUCUGUCUCGUGGAGGUCAGCGUGGAGGCUUCGCUCGAGGUGGUGGUGGUUUACGGCCGGGAGCAGGAUUCUCGCAGCGUGGUGCUCCCCGCUAACCCACAUCAUCCUUCAUCUUCAGCUUAGUUUUGAAAAUUUCUAAAGAAUUUUCAUUCAGUGCACGGCGGAAGAGCAUCGUUCGUCAGAGUGUAUUGACCUCGCUAGAGUUACCUUUUUACUAACGUUGAUCCGUAAGACACCACGUUUUAUCACUGUGUUUCUUUUUCUAUUGUUUUACAAUUAUGUGUUGGAACUGUGAAAUAAUCACUAAGUGAGUCGUUUUGGCAGUGUAGGCGCUUCAACUCUGGACAUGUACAGUGAACGAUCAGCUGUGCCGAUAUCAACUAUGGUUUGUUAGUUAUUUAAAAAUAACUUAAAGUAUACUUUAGUACCUGGCUGACAGUCUUCUGAGUGAUCCGUGGGUUUCGUUCUGAGCUCAAAUAUCUGUACUUGAGACUCUUAACUUGUUCAGUUUUUAUGUGCCAAAGAAGAAACCUCAAGAUGAAAAAGAUCCAUCGCUGUUCAUUUUGCUGAUGAAUAGUUAUCGGAAACAUCAGUAUAUACAGUUUAACAUGUAAAGACAAUUAAUUAAUUAUUGCGAACACGUUAAGCAAACUUUGGUUAAUCUGUGAUUGGUUUGUAUAUUUGUAACUUAAUGGUGCAGCCGAAAAUCAUGUGUAGAUUGUUAGUGUCAAACGUCUAUUUUCUUUCCUUUUUUUUAUUCUCUUUAGUUUUCUAUAUCAGUUUAUAUUAUUAUAUUGUUUUCAUCACUAGAAUUUUCCUGUUGUAUUUGUAUUAACGAAAAAAAUACACUUCGAUUGAAUGUG
Molecule: messenger RNA, 2637 nt
Organism: Homalodisca vitripennis (glassy-winged sharpshooter)
Lineage: Eukaryota; Metazoa; Arthropoda; Insecta; Hemiptera; Cicadellidae
Gene: rin
Product: ras GTPase-activating protein-binding protein 1
Exons: 12
Coding region: 289-1869 (526 amino acids)
Cellular component (GO): cytosol; ribonucleoprotein complex
Molecular function (GO): mRNA binding
Source: RefSeq, a predicted model, not a curated record